Messenger RNA from Knipowitschia caucasica, 2331 nucleotides. Lineage: Eukaryota; Metazoa; Chordata; Actinopteri; Gobiiformes; Gobiidae. The record is from the annotation of a GenBank genome assembly.
AUGGGUCCUUCAGGUCUGAAGGGUGGAGAGGGUCUUCCUGGUGUUGCCGGACAAGUUGGUGCUACUGGAGAGAGAGGGCCUGCUGGGCCAGCUGGUGCUAUUGGACAGCCCGGGCGGUCUGGAGGCGUGGGGCCUGCUGGGCCCAUGGGAGAGAAAGGAGAUCCGGGAGAGAGGGGGCUUGUGGGACCAGCGGGGCAGGAUGGUGAACAAGGGCCAGUUGGACUACCAGGGGCUGCGGGGCCUCUGGGACCUCCAGGAGAGGAUGGAGAUAAGGGAGAAACAGGAGUUCCAGGCCAGAAAGGCAGCAAAGGGGACAAGGGAGAAUCUGGACCACCAGGACUAUUUGGAAUUCAAGGACCUGUUGGCCCUCCUGGACCUCCGGGUUCAGAUGGAGAGACUGGGCCUCGGGGACAGCAGGGAAUGAACGGAGUCAAAGGGGAUGAGGGGCAGAGAGGCUUCAAAGGUGCUUCUGGUCCGUCUGGUCUACAGGGGAUGCCUGGACAGCCUGGUGACAAGGGUGAAAAUGGGCAUGUUGGUUCAAUGGGACCCCCGGGACUACAUGGACCGAGAGGGCCACCAGGCUCCAUCGGUGGAGAGGGCCAUGCUGGAUUGCAGGGUGGAGUUGGUCAGCCUGGACUGGUUGGAGAGAAGGGUGAGGACGGAGAAGCAGGAAACCCAGGCCCCCCUGGUGAACUGGGUAUUGCUGGAACAAAAGGAGAGUUUGGAGACAAGGGUGACACUGGUACUCCUGGAGUAGCAGGACCACCAGGGCCAAGAGGAACACCAGGCGAGGAUGGGUCCAAGGGCCACAUCGGUCCUCCUGGGUUUCCUGGAGAUCCUGGACCCCCUGGGGAACCUGGAAGCAAUGGGGUGGAUGGUGUAGCAGGGCCUAAAGGAGACAAUGGAGAACCAGGAAAAGCAGGACCCGCUGGAGCAUCAGGAGAACCAGGACCUUCUGGCCCUCCUGGACGACGGGGUCAUGUUGGGCCAGCUGGAAAAGAAGGGAAGCAGGGGAUGAAAGGGGCUAAAGGUGCAACAGGAGGGCAGGGUCCUGUUGGAAGGACCGGCCCAGUGGGAGCACAAGGGCAGCCAGGGAGAGACGGUCCUGAGGGACUGAGAGGCAUCCCAGGGCCUGCGGGAGAACAAGGGUUGAAUGGGCCGCCAGGACAAACCGGACCACCAGGACCAAUUGGCCCCAAUGGACUCCCAGGCCUGAAAGGAGACCCAGGAACUAAGGGAGAUAAGGGUCACGGAGGCCUCAUCGGUCUAAUUGGUCCACCAGGAGAACCAGGAGAGAAGGGAGACCGAGGAUUACCAGGCGCUGAAGGUGCUCAUGGGCCUAAAGGAGAUCAGGGUAAAUCUGGACAACAAGGUCCUACAGGCCCACCGGGACCUCCCGGGUUAUCUGGUCUAGCAGGUGAGAAAGGAUCAAAGGGAGACACGGGAACUGUUGGCAUUAGGGGAGACACAGGACCAGCUGGACCACCUGGACCUGCAGGACCACCUGCAACAUAUGUGGAGCCGUUGCCAAUUAGGGAAGGCAAGCGCAAGAAAAAAAGGCAUUUGGAUCAAGAAUUAGCAUCAGCCAUAGAAAGCGACUUCCUCCAAGGAGACGAGGCUCUGGAGGAUGCAGAGGGCAUGGAGGAGGUUUUUGCCUCUCUCGCCUCCAUGAAGACUGAGGUAGAGCUGAUGAGGCGGCCCCUGGGAACCUUUGAGAGCCCUGCACGCACCUGCAAAGAGCUCAUGAUGGUCCAACCGAAGUACAAAGAUGGAGAGUACUGGAUAGACCCGAACCAAGGCUGUCACAAGGACUCUAUCAAGGUCUAUUGUAACUUCACGGCAAACGGAGAGACUUGUCUCUACCCGGACAAAAAGAUUGAGACGGUCAAAUUAUCAUCAUGGAAUAAGGAGAAGCCUGGAAGCUGGUACAGCCAAUACAAGAAAGGAAAGCAGUUCUCCUACAUUGACAGAGAUGGGAACCCGGUGCAUGUGGUCCAACUGACCUUCCUCAAACUGCUCAGUGCCACAGCCUCUCAGAACUUCACCUACACCUGCCAGAACUCAGCGGGGUGGUUCGACAGCACGUCUCUGUCCUACCAGCAUGCCCUGCGCCUGAGGGCCAGCACCGAUGAGGAGCUGAGCCAGAGCAAGAGCCCGUUCAUCCACGCUGCACAUGAUGGAUGCAAGCUCCGUUCCGGCCAGGAGAGGACGGUCCUAGAGAUCAAUUCUUCUUCAGAGUUACUUCCUAUUAUAGAUUUUGCUCCAUCAGAUUUUGGUCACAACAAUCAGAAGUUUGGAUUCCAAGUCGGACCUGUAUGUUUCAAUGGUUAA